Molecule: messenger RNA, 345 nt
Organism: Phytophthora nicotianae INRA-310
Lineage: Eukaryota; Oomycota; Peronosporomycetes; Peronosporales; Peronosporaceae
Exons: 1
Coding region: 1-345 (114 amino acids)
Source: RefSeq, a predicted model, not a curated record
AUGAGCCAGCACCCGUACGCUGCUACUGGAGGCGCACCGGACCUUCGAGCACGUCCACUGUACGGUAUUAACGAAGAGAUUUGGCUCGCACACCACUACGGACCAGCGGCUCGACGUAGCGGAAUGCCCCCGCGCUACUACGGCAUGGACGUGGUGGAGGAGAAGCUCGAGCACCAACGAGAACGCAUCCGACGUCGCCAGCGACACUUUAAACUCAAUCGCACGUCCGGGUAUUUCAUGCGACGUGAAGCCCGGCUCAAAAAGCACGAGGAAGAAAAGGCUGAGGCCGAGACCGAUCGUGAAGGGGAGAAAGGCAAACCCAACGACGGCUGUGUCAUCAGUUGA